UAAGAAGAUUGUAGAAAGUUUCACAACAAAGUCCAGUUUUAUUGUAGCUUAAAAUGCAGCGAGAUAAUAGGAGAUCCGAUAGUAAAACCGACAAAAUUCGACCAGCUCGUCCUCUAUCGAUCGCCGCUGACUUUCAAAUACAGCUCCCAAGCAUUCCGCGUAAUAUUUUCGCCAUUACAUUCACCUUUUUCCGUCACAAUCCCUCUUUAAUCGUACUUAUCGCGAAAUCAUGCGCCGCCCGUGGAGAAGAAGUACCUGUGGCGAAAUUUCUAUAACGUCAGAAAGUUUCGCGCGAAAGCCGUUGGCCGCGAUUUCCCACGAAGAAAAACUUGCAGAACGCCGAAGGAAUAUGAAUAUGCAACCCGUGACGACCGAGAGCGCCUAUCGAUUCACCAUCAAACCAGCCGUGACGAUCGGUAAUCCGAUCUUGGAAGCGUUUCCGGAAGAAGCCCAACGACGAAGAUUUCCAACUUUCAUACUGCGGAAUUUCUCGAGAUACUUGACAAAAAUUACCCCGAAAUCGAAAGAUAAUAACUUGUCCUCGCAAUAUAAACUGCAGAACACAGAACUCGAACGAUACCGUAAACCCGACCCGAAGAAUUGUGGCAACAAUGUCAAAAUUUGCCAUUUAAUCGUCAACCAGAUUUUGUCGCAAUUAAACGAUAAAUCCCAAAUUCCUAAACCUCUCGAGUUGUCGGAUAAUCUUCUAAAAUCUUUGGAAAUAUAUAAGCGUACUUUUCCAUUUCAUUUACAAUCUGUUCAUUUACAAUCUGCUGAUUCCGAUCAAAAAAUGACAGGUGAGAGCAAUUCUGAUUGUACUCCAAAAAAGUCUAAUACAUCAAAUGCGAUCGUGAAUGUUUUAUACGGUUCAAAAAAUGAUAAAUAUACCUCGACAAAGGAUGUUUCCAAAUCGAAUAAUUCGAUAAUCAGAAAUACUUUAUCGAAAACGAAAACAGAUUAUCAGAAUAAUCUCGACAUUAAUAAUGCAAAAACAAUGAAUUAUUUAAAAAAUGGUACUUCUGAGGCUAAAAAAGAUAUCUAUAAUGAGAAAAUGAGCAAAAAAAAUAAUCACUUAUUGCCUCCAGAAAAAUCAACCGAUACUCAACGGAAUAAUAAAUGGAUUUGCAAACUUAUUGGUGACAAAUUUACCGCAUGUCGUCAAUAUAAUUCAACCAAAGUUUUAAACAAGCCAAGUAACAUGACAAUCUCUAUAAUAACUGCAGUAUCAAAUAAUGUUGAUACUAAUUUAAAUUUUAAUGCGACAAACGUGAGUGACGGAAAUAAAAUUAUGAAGAAAACAUCAAGCAGAAAAUACGGCCCCGCUUAUCAAGAAUAUUACAACAAAUAUUUAAAAAAUUAUUCCACUUUGUCGUCCACAAUAAAAACAAUAGAAUCUAUCGACAUGCGAGCCUCGACAAUAAAAAGUACCUUGUUAAAAGGUGCUGAUGAAUAUAAAAUAACCGAAGCUUGGAAAACUGAAAAGGAAGAUACAACAACUACUGUGAAGUCUACGUAUUUCAAUACAUCGGUCGAUAAUAUUUACAAGCAAAAAUUACAAAAUUAUAUUAAAACGAGGAACAACAAUAUGAAUAGUAGAGAUAACUUUUUUGGGCACAAGGUAAAAAAAGACGGUAAAGCUGCAUAUUAUUUUAAUAAAUAUCUAAAGCAGCAUCACGUCACCAGAAGAACAAUUUCUGUGGAAGAUAUGGAUGAAAUUGUGGAGUACGUUACGGCAAAUAUACAAUACAAUCAAACAAUGAAAGAAGCGGCUUCAUCUUUAUCAAAAGAAAUGUCUGCAAGACCAAAAGCAAGCAAGAAUGAUUAUUCAUCGAUAAAAACGGAGAAGUUGCUGUACGAAUCGAAUUCACCGAAGGUAGAAAUACGCCGACAUUUUCAAGCAAUCAACGAUAUCGAUAUAGUAUCAAAUCUUUCUUCAAGUAAUAACUCGAUCCAACAAAAUUACGAUCGAGAUAAUGAAAAGCGUAACAUGAGCAAAACGCACGAGCAGUCGGGUGCUCGAACUUUCGAAACAUUUAAUGAAAGUAAUGGAAACUCGACGCGGAACGAGGAUAAGAUCGAUUCCGGAUUGAUAAAUUCCGACGAGACGCCAGAAUCGAUAACCGCAAAUGAUCACACGACAGCGGAAGAGUCGCGAGAAUCCAAGGAGACUCUGGAGGAAAGUUCAAGGGACGAUUUCGAUGUUUUGAUAUUGAACUUAACAACGACAACCAGGGCCCCCGAGAUCGUCACGCGGGAUGCAAAUGAAUCCAGGGAAGUGACAUCUACCGAAAGUCACGGAAAACGCGAGCACAAAAGUCGUCAUAAUGGUCGUAAGAACAACAGACCUAAAAAGAAGAAGAAGAAGAAGAAUCGCAAUGCGAAGCGUAAGGGAGAAUCGACCCUCGCCUGGGAAGUCGACAAGCCAACGAGCGUUGAUUAUGGCAACGCUUCGGAGCAGACGAAGACUACGUUCUCUCAUAAUGAUCCAGGAUACGACAAAGUUGACAAUAAUCGGAAUACGAGCACUGGUAGAAACGACUGGAACUUCACUGAUGAAAUUACAACGGAAUCUAUUAAGGGAGAAUUCUCUAACACUGACGGGUCCGUCUCGGAACACCCCACGGAAAAUAAUAUUCACAAUAGCCUUCAAUCGGAAAAAACGACGGAUGCGGAUCUUGUCACCACAUCUCAGUUAUUAACAACAUCCAAUGGAGAAAGUUCUAAAAAAUGUAAGAUACGAAUUACAACUACCACUGAGAAUAACUGGUUCUUCAGGUGGAUAAGCGAUGAAAAGAUAGAUGAAGAAUCAAACGAGUGUGAAGAAGAUGUUGUUUCAACCACAAGCAAUUCGAUAGACGAAAAAACGAGUUAUUAUAGCACUUCCAUCAGCGAUGAUUCUUCCACGUAUAACAAAGUAUCUACUUUAGAUGGUACUACUUGGAAAUCUUUCAGUAACGAAAACGAUGAUAUAAGCAGUGAAGAAAUGAACACGAGUAAAAAUGAAGAAGAUAACGAUAGGGAAGAUACGAUACGUAAGCCGAUCUUGGAUGAAGAAAGUAAUGAAGAUAAUGAAGCGAUAGAAUAUUUGGAAAGUAUUACACAUUUUAUAAGGGGAGGCGCUACGACCGACGUGAAUUUAAAUCUCGAUAGUGAGGAAGAGGAAGAAGAAUACGCAGGGCAAGAAAAAUUUAUAUCCAGCGAAGACAACGACAUUGAUAACGGCCCGGUAAAUGCGGACGAUUACGAGAACGACCAUUGUAACGAGAAUCAGCAUGCUUGUGAUAAAUACAUGUGCAUCGAAGAAGACCAACUCUGCGACGGCAUCGUAGACUGUUUCAACGCUAAUGACGAAACCGACUGCGAUUAUAUAUACACCAGGAGAUUAGAAGAACAUCUCAGAGUCAACAAAGAGCAAAAUGAACUCAAUUCUUUCUCGAACGAAGACACGUCGCUUGACGGAUGCGACCUUUACGAGCAUCCUUGCGACGGCAAAUGCAUAAACGCACUGAACGUCUGCGAUGGCAAGAGAGACUGCCUGGACGGUACGGACGAGGGGAACUGCACCGAAGGUAUUCUCAAUAUAGAAAAUAAUAUUCUGCAAGAGAAAUCUGUGGGUUUCGCUCUUCGUCUCCGCUGUAAAAAGUUUCUCGCCUUGAACGGAACGAGAACGUCACGUGGAAUCUCAAGCCAGCGUGACGUCAUUUUCGAGACGACCUGUCAUCUUCGCUGUAUAAAAACUGGCUUUAAAGAUAUCAGAUUGGUUAAUACGUGGACAUUCUUGGGAAAUUGCCGAGAUCCUAUCGGAAAAAAGGACUUGAGAAUGUUACUUUUUAACUAAUAGGUACUUUAUUCUCUAUUGUUUAAGCUAUUCUUGUUUGGAACACUGCAGAAGAUUCGCUUCCGCGCUUCUGAAGCGUCACGACGUAUGUUGGGAACGUUAUCUGUUAUAUGUUAUGCAGCUUUGGGGAGCGAACACGUUGAUGAACGUAUAGUGUAUCGCGAAUAAUAGCGAUAACCUUGCGUUUAAUAUAAAAGUGCACGUUUAUAAUGUGUGUCUCUUGCUGUAAAAAUAUGCCUUCAGUGGAGAGAGAGAAGUGGCCGAAGGAAUAACGACUACGUGAAUAAUUUUUAAAAUACGACGUACAAAGAAGUGAUUAUCUUAUCCAUUUUGUUAGAUUUAUUAGAGUCGUUGAAGCUCUUUACACAAUCUAAAAGAGAAUUUGCAAUUGAUUACAAAAAAGCACUAUCGAUGGCAUCAGUUAACAACUUAGUCAUUCUGCAUAAUGCAGGCGUGCAGUCGGCAAUUAAUAUUUUUAGAUAGUCGCGAUUAGAUCGCGAUUAG
Molecule: messenger RNA, 4342 nt
Organism: Pogonomyrmex barbatus (red harvester ant)
Lineage: Eukaryota; Metazoa; Arthropoda; Insecta; Hymenoptera; Formicidae
Gene: trol
Product: terribly reduced optic lobes
Biological process (GO): synapse organization; homophilic cell-cell adhesion
Cellular component (GO): axon; plasma membrane; signaling receptor complex
Molecular function (GO): calcium ion binding; axon guidance receptor activity; protein binding
Source: RefSeq, a predicted model, not a curated record